GAUUACGGGCUUGUGUUUUCCAAGUUGCCCGUGAACGCAUCAUGGUAGGGUUCCACUUCCUUGAUGCCUGGCGAACUGCCGUAGUUUCCCUCUAGCAAAACUGGACUUCCUCAACACUCUUCGUCUUACCGCGUGAAGCCCGUCGUAAGUGCUUCGUUCUUCUAGCGAUGGUCAUGACUCAGCAGGAGUUUGUAGAGAAAUUGGAGGCAGCACACUCUUGGAUGCAGGCUGUCCAGGAGAGGCUCAAGGCAAAUGAUAACACUCUUGGACCCAUCAAUGCCUUGAAGGAUCGACUGCAAGAAACGGAGCACAUUCAUCAGUCGCAGCAUGAAGGUCUUGCGAGGAUUGACAUGGUUAUGGUGGCAGCUGAGGGUCUUCUACAGAGUGGGGAUGAAAAUCUAAGAAACCAGACACAUUCCCAACUGAAAGAGAUGAAAAAUGACUGGGAGGAAACCUGCACCUACAUCGUCCACUGUCAUAGUCGGAUUGAGUGGGUGUGGCUGCACUGGAGCGAAUAUUUGAAAGCCCUCGAGGAAUUUGAACUAUGGCUUUUGAAGCAGCAGCGCGUCCUGGAUGUGGGUCUGGAACUGCAGCUCGGGGUGAAGGAGAAGCUGUGGCAGGUUGACUUGCACAGGGUCCUCAUGAGUGACAUCCACAGUCAGGCAACUCUAUUGGAGAGGUUGCUGGAAGAGGGAGCAUUUCUUUAUAACCAAACACAAGACUCCAGCUUGGAACCCCAUUCUCAGGAGAAACUGCAGGAGGUCUACAACGACAUCAGAGACAGAGCAGAGGAGAGGAGCCGGCUUCUUCACAAAAUAGCAGAGGACCAUCAAACCUUGCAAGGCUGCUCUCAGAGGUUCCAUUCCUGGCUACUAUCAAAAACCCAAGAGCUGACUCAGCUGAUGGAGAAGGAGGAUACGCCUGAGCUCAAGCUUGAAGCUCUUCAGCUGCUGGAUGGUCAUAUUGCGAGUGAGGAAAAAACGCUUCUGUACAUCGAGGAUUUUGUGGAAACUGUCAGGGCCAACACUUCUCCAGCUGGAGCUGAGGUACUUCUGGAGGAAGCUGAAGAGCUGAGACUUGGCUGGCAAAGAUUACGGCAAGGCCUUUGCGAAGCAGAAGAGGGACUUCGGGUCAGGCUGGACUCCCACAGCCAGUAUGUGACCAGGUGCCAGCGCCUGGGAGAGGACAUAGGACGACUGCGGGUGUUGCUCCGAGGGCUGGAUCAGGAACUGGAGAAGGGGGCAAAAAACGAGGGGGACUGCACUGAGAAGCAACUGCUUGAUCAAUGGACGAAAUAUGUGAGUUUGAGGAAUACUCUGGCAGGAGAGGAAUCUCGAGUGGAGCAGCUCAAAUCCCAGCUUAAGGAGUUGCUUCGGUUUUCUGCAAACCCAUGUCACCUUUCUGAUGAUGUGCUAACUGUGGUCAAAGAACACCAAAGUGUUAAAUGCAGAGCAACAAAACUCUGUUCUGAAUCAGAGUCUGGACUGAGAAACUCCCUCCAGGAUCCAUUAUUUGUCUAUAACCAGUGGAACCAAAUGGUGUCUGAAGUUCUCGAAGUUUCUGCUGAGGUCAAUGAUUUUUCUAACAUCGCCAUGCUGGUCAAAAACAUUGAGUGCCUGCUGAAAGACGGUGAACAGCUUCAGGAGCGCCUGCAUCAGGUGCAAGGUAUGGCGAGCAUGCUGAAAUCUAUUUUUGGUUCUGAGAGGUCAGAAACUUACCGAAGCGAGUUGGCCAGUGCCUUGAAGAACAGAGAGCUGCGAUACACUCAACUAUUGCAGAGGAAAAACAGGUUACAGGGUUUACUGUCCAGAACCAAAGACAUUGAUGGCACCUACCAAGUGAUUCGCUCAAAGCUGGAUGCUAUGCAAGACAGACUGGUGUCCGCUGAUGAUCUCCAGCCUGAUAUUUUAGCCAAAAAAAGUCAGUCUGACCAGUUUAGGGCAAUUCAGACCGAGCUGGAGGACUAUGAUGCCCACAUCACUGCCCUGGAAACUCUAAUAUCCAGCAGUCAAAGCAACAAGUCACUGUUGGACAAACUGAAAAACGACUGGAGACACUUGUAUAAUCGCGUCAAGGUGAAAGUGCAGCAGUGUGAGGAGGGUGUUGCGCUGCAUGAGAGUUUCCAUGAAAACCUCCUCAACAUUGAGAAGUGGCUUAUAAUCAGCAGUCAGAAGCUCAAGUCUUUCCUCAACCCAUCAGGACAUGGGAGCAUUGAGGGCCGCGAACAUGAAGCACAGAGGAUUCUGCAAGAAUUUCCAGAGAAGGAGCUGCAGAUCCAGCAGGUUGAGGCCAUGGGACAACAGGUAUUACAGAGGACUUCAGAAGAAGGAAGAGUUCAUAUUAUCACAGACCUGGAGCAGCUCCAAGAGUCCUGGUUGGCUCUAAAUAAAUACAGCUCAAUUCUUCACAGAGUAGUUCACAGCACAAACCUGACUGAGCCAGAUGCAUCGGUGGUUGGCGGUCUAUCUGAGGCUGAGAUUGAAGUGGACGAUGAGAUGUUAACCAAUCUUGAGUGCUCCACGAAACCAGGAGAUCUUGUUGCAGACAGUAGCCCUGCAGAAAACAUGGACGAACAUUUGGGAAUGGUCACCAGUAAACCCCAUGAUGGCCUUAAACUGGAUGUGCAGGAGGAGGAAGUAUAUCCUCGGUCAAACUAUGGAGAGAAAGUUGAUUCUUCUCUUUAUCACGCUCAAAAUGAUGGAGACUCUGACUCGGAUUCAAGAAGGCAAAUAUUGGCUGGCAAAGGAAUGACCAUCGAAGGGACGACAGAGGAGCAAAACAAAUUCCUUGGAAAACAAGGAGCUGCUCCCGUGCAAAGAUUUCAUCCUUCAGAACACCAAAAGAGCUUCUCACAAACAACGGUAAAGGGAGACACAAUGGCUUCCAGGCGUGAGGAGUUUGAGGCCUGGCUCUGCCGAGAUAAUGAGCUGUUGUCAGGUAUAAUCAACCCAAAAUCGUGGGCGGUGCCCAACUCAAAGCAGCUGAAGCUGCAGCAGCAGACAUUAAAGGCUCUCAAGGAAGGACUGGGCUGGGGUCAGGAACAUUUCCAGCUUCUGUUAGAGGCUAGUCAGGAGGGUGAAAAUGCUGCGGAGCUGGAGGAACUUCGCUAUCACUGGAUGCUUUACAAGUCAAAGCUGAAAGCUGCAGAAAACUUGCACGCCAGACUUGUCACCAAGAAGGUCCCAGUCGGACAAGAGAAGCUGAACCGUGGGAAAACGUUGCAGAAGAGCCCUGGCUUGAUGCAGCGCGUUUGUCGGCUGGCUCUUCCUCUUUGGCUCUUCCUGCUGGCUCUGCUGCUAUUGGCCUUCCUUCUGCCUCUGGUGGACGAUGGCAGCAGCUGCUCGCUCUCCAACAACUUCGCCCGAUCGUUCAACAUCAUGCUUCGCUAUCAGGGGCCGCCGCCAACAUGAGGAAAACACACAUGAGCUGAUGGAUUCAGUGAAGUGCACCAGAACAGCUGUAUCUUCUCAUUGAUGUUGCUUUUGGUACUGUAACUUGAUUAAACCAUGAAGCUUCUGAGGAAAAGCCAUGCAAAUAUCUUAUGUAAAUUGAUGACAACACAGGAAUGACGACCUGUGGCCAACUGGAAUCAACAGACAUCACACAAUAUGGUCAACUGCCUUCCAACCACUACCAAGUGCCAGAACACAGGGUUUGCCCUCAUGUUGGUUCCCUCUCCUGAAACACACAAGUCCUGCUCUCCUUGUUGCAAAAGCUCUUUUGAUAUCCUCUGACUAACCGGAGUAACUUCAUGUAAUUAUAUUACAGUGCUACAAACCAUUCAUGUCUGUUGUUGUUAUUUCUGAUGUCUAUUUUUUAUUUGAUUACUACAAUUAUUGUCAUUUUCAUCAUCAGUUCAAGUCAGGCACAGGGCUGGACAGCAUGUUUGGGUCCACCCUGGGCCAGUGUUCUGCAGGCGUGCAGCACAGGAGGGGGCACAUGUGAGGAGCGGCGUCAUGCAUGUGCUUUUCUGAGAUUAUUAUUGUGUCUGAACUUGC
This is a messenger RNA of Synchiropus splendidus (mandarinfish), 3998 nucleotides long. RefSeq names its product spectrin repeat containing, nuclear envelope family member 3 (gene syne3). Gene Ontology annotation, cellular component: meiotic nuclear membrane microtubule tethering complex; nuclear outer membrane; cytoplasm. The transcript has 18 exons. Gene Ontology annotation, biological process: nuclear migration. The record is from RefSeq and is a predicted model, not a curated record. The coding region runs from base 168 to 3410 and encodes 1080 amino acids. NCBI's taxonomy places the organism in Eukaryota, Metazoa, Chordata, Actinopteri, Syngnathiformes, Callionymidae. Gene Ontology annotation, molecular function: actin filament binding.